GCGUAGGCGUGCCCUACUUAAGCACGGCUCAUCUUAUGGAGGCAUCCUAGAAGGGCAUACACACUCUCUCUCUUUCCUAGCAAAAUGUCAGUUUUAUCAUCUUCUUCCUCCUCAAGAACUCUGAAGAUAGGCAUACUAGGCUUUGGCACAUUCGGCCAGUUCCUGGCCAAGACUAUGAUCAAACAAGGCCAUAUUUUGCAUGCCACUUCUCGUACCGAUCACUCUCAACUCUGUCAUCAGAUGGGUAUCUCAUUUUUCAGGGACCUAGGUGCAUUUCUUGAAGCUGAUAACGAUGUCAUAUUGAUAUGCACAUCGAUUUUAUCUCUAUCCGAGGUCCUCAAGUCACUGCCACUAAAUUUCCUAAAGCGACCUAGGCUCAUUGCCGAUGUUCUUUCUGUCAAAGAGCACCCAAGAAACCUCCUAUUGCAAGUGUUGCCGGCAGAGAUGGAUGUGCUUUGCACUCACCCUAUGUUUGGUCCAGAGAGCGGAAAAGAUUCAUGGAAGGAUCUCACUUUCGUGUUUGACCGAGUUCGAAUAAGGGACGAGGAAACCUGCUCCAGCUUCCUACAAAUCUUUGAAAAGGAGGGUUGCAAGAUGCUUGAGAUGUCUUGCGAAGAACACGAUAAAUUAGCAGCCAAAAGCCAACUUCUUACUCACAUAAUUGGCAGGGUUUUAUCAGAAAUGGAGAUACAGUCAACACCCAUGAACACUAGGGGAUUUGAGACACUUAUACAAUUGAAAGAGAGCACCUUAAAGAAUAGUCUUGAUCUGUUCAAUGGGUUGUUCAUCCAUAACAAGUUUGCUAUGAAAGAGCUGGAGAAUCUACAAUUUGCCUUAGAAAAGGUCAAACAGAGGCUGCUGCAGAGGAUGGAGAAGACGUGUCUGAAUGAGUCUAAACAUUGAUGAAAAUUAGGCUUAUUCACAAGACUGUAUUGUAAAGGCACUACCUAGCUAUCACUUUCCAAGGUAGCUUUAUAAAUCAUUCAUAAGCAAAUAUUCACAUCUUCAUUUCAGUUUGAAUACAUUGUAAGUGAAAGGUUGUUUUAAUAAUAAUUUCUCUUUUUUGGUAA
Messenger RNA from Mangifera indica (mango), 1070 nucleotides. Its product is annotated as arogenate dehydrogenase 2, chloroplastic. NCBI's taxonomy places the organism in Eukaryota, Viridiplantae, Streptophyta, Magnoliopsida, Sapindales, Anacardiaceae. The record is from RefSeq and is a predicted model, not a curated record. Gene Ontology annotation, biological process: L-tyrosine biosynthetic process. Bases 85 to 903 code for a protein of 272 amino acids. The transcript is spliced from 7 exons. Gene Ontology annotation, molecular function: prephenate dehydrogenase (NAD+) activity; arogenate dehydrogenase (NADP+) activity; prephenate dehydrogenase (NADP+) activity.